AUGGACGCCUGGUGGGACGGACACAACCAUAUUCAACUACUGGAGCCGCCUUUGUCUUUCCUGGCCUGCCGCUUGGAUGGCUUGGAGGGGUCCGGCAACAACGGAAAGAUACCCCAGAUGCUUUCUCCACCAUCUCCUGUGUGUAGUGAAGGGAGUAGAGAUGCCAUGCAGCUGGCUCAGGAGAAACCAUAUAAAUGCCUGGAGUGUGGGAAAUGUUUCAGUGAGAGUGGACGCCUUACUUCUCAUAAAAGAAUUCAUACAGGUGAGAAACCAUACAAAUGUCUAGAAUGUGGAAAAAGCUUCAGCCGGAGAGACAGUCUAAUUCCCCAUCAAAGAAUUCACACAGGAGAGAAACCAUAUAAAUGCCUGGAGUGUGGGAAAUGCUUCAGUCGGAAAGACAGCCUAACUAUCCAUCAAAGAAUUCACACAGGGGAGAAACCAUGUGAAUGCCUGGAGUGUGGGAAAAGCUUCAGUCACACUACAAGCUUGUCUUCCCAUCAGAGAAUUCACACCAGGGAGAAACCGUAUAAAUGUUUGGAGUGUGGGAAAAGCUUCAUUCGCACUAAUAGUUUGUCUUCCCAUCAAAGAAUUCACACAGGGAAGAAACCAUAUGAAUGCCUGGAGUGUGGAAAAAGCUUCAGUCGGAGUUCACACCGUACUAUCCAUCAAAGAAUUCACACAGGGGAGAAACCAUAUGAAUGCCUGGAGUGUGGAAAAAGCUUCAGUGAUAAUGGACACCUUACUGCCCAUCAAAGAAUUCACACAGGAGAGAAACCAUAUAAAUGCAUGGCAUGUGGGAAAAGCUUCGGUCACAGGAAAAGCUUGUAUUCCCAUCAAAGAAUUCACACAGGGGAGAAACCACAUAAAUGCCUGGAGUGUGGGAAAUGCUUCAGUCGGAAAGACAGCCUAACUAUCCAUCAAAGAAGUCACACAGGGGAGAAACCACAUGAAUGCCUGGAGUGUGGAAAAAGCUUCACUGAUAGUGGACAACUUACUGUCCAUCAAAGAAUUCACACAGGGGUGAAAUCAUAUAUAUGCCUGGAGUGUGGGAAAAGCUUCAAUCAGAGAUCACACCUUACUGUCCAUCAAAGAAUUCAUACAGGAGAGAAACCAUAUAAAUGCCUGGUGUGUGGAAGCAGCUUCAGAAAAAGAGUACACUUUACUGUCCAUCAAAGAAUUCAUACGGGAGAGAAACCAUAUAAAUGCAUGGAAUGUGGGAAAAGCUUCCGUCACAAUCAAAACUUCUUGUCCCAUCAAAGAAUUCACACAGGAGAGAAACCAUAG
Molecule: messenger RNA, 1284 nt
Organism: Euleptes europaea (tarantolino)
Lineage: Eukaryota; Metazoa; Chordata; Lepidosauria; Squamata; Sphaerodactylidae
Product: zinc finger protein 501-like
Exons: 5
Coding region: 1-1284 (427 amino acids)
Biological process (GO): regulation of DNA-templated transcription
Molecular function (GO): RNA polymerase II cis-regulatory region sequence-specific DNA binding; DNA-binding transcription factor activity, RNA polymerase II-specific
Source: RefSeq, a predicted model, not a curated record